Molecule: messenger RNA, 1163 nt
Organism: Cuscuta campestris
Lineage: Eukaryota; Viridiplantae; Streptophyta; Magnoliopsida; Solanales; Convolvulaceae
Source: the annotation of a GenBank genome assembly
AGCUGUUUCUUCUUCUUCUUUUUCCAUCGUCUCUCUCCCUUCUCAUCUCACAUCCCUGCAAAAACACACAAAAAAAAAUUCUUAACGAGAGGAGAAAAUUUCGAGGUGCAACUUGAAGAGAGAUUUCAGCUGGUAUUGAAGGAUUUACUCGUGAAUUGAGUUUCUCACUAAGGCCUGGAAUUUGAUCUGUGGAUUGAUUUUUUGUUUCGAUUCCGUUUGUGUGCGUUUCUGUUCCACCGGCGCAUUCGGAUGAAUCCAGAUGUGAUUUUCAAGUCCAUCUGAAGUUCUAGAUCAGAUUCCGAUGAGAAGAUCGGAAAUUCCGGAGAAGCUUUGAGCACUGGAGUUCGGUGACGGUGAUGGCUCCAUUCUACUGAAAACGGAGUCCGGAAAGUGAAGAAAUCGGAAAUCUGUUUGCUGAUUGUUCUUUGAUGAUAUAGACUGAGGAACAUAUCUCUGGGAAUUUUUGUGAACAUUCCGAUUUGGAAUCGGGUAAGAGCGUAAAUUUACCCGGCUUCUCUGAAGAGCUGAAAGUUUCAGGCGGCAGAUGGAGAAGAAUUGCAGAGAAGGAUUGCUACUGAGAUCAACGACGCUUCAUCAUCAUCAUCAUAAACGGAGUGAAGCCAGGUCAGCGGGUAAUACGACGUCGCAUGAUUUCGUUUUGCAGUGGGGGAGCCGGAAGAGGCUACGGUGCGUGAAGGUGCACCACAAGAACCCUGGCUUCGCGCGUGCGGAUCACGACGAAAACAGUGAACCGUCCGGUUCGUCGCCGGCACGAAUAGCGACCGGUCGACCUGAUCGCCGCGUUUGUAGAUCCGACCCGAAUAAGGACUCUUCGCACCUUCUGCAGCACGGCGGUAACCGCUAUUUGAACCUCCGUCAACGGCAGGCGUCUCCCGGACUUCGUAAUCUCAGGCUAUGGGUCUGUGUUGUGACCAAGUAGCAGCAUCCAUGGGGUUGUCACUUCUCAUUUUGUUCAUUGUUUAUUUUUACUACGAAGCAUAUGUCCAAUUUGAUAUCGGCUUAUUUUUUUAUAAACGGGACAAACUUUGGUCAGCUAUCAAAUAAACAUUGUAUAUAAUCCCUUUGGCCUAUAUUUUUUUCCACCUUUUCUGCCCGUCAUAUAUCUUUCUUCUCAUUAUUUAAAAUAACUUCUUUCUAUAUUA